AUGGCGACGCCAUCAGGCGCAAGCAGCCCAACCGGGUCGCUCACACCCUCCACCUCAGUUCACCCCUCCAUCGUACCAGCACCUUACGCCGAGAACGACCAGCACGUCUGCUUCAUCUGCCUCCAGAACGAGAACGACACCCCCGACGCGACCUGGGUCCAUCCAUGCCCAUGUACCCUCGAAGCCCACCAAGACUGCAUGUUACAAUGGGUAGCAGAGAUGGAAGUUUCCAACCGGCGGUCAAAGAACGGUCUCCAAUGCCCAGCUUGCAAAUCCCCCAUCACAGUCGAAGAACCCUACGAUGCCAUCGUCGCCUUGCGCAACCGCUUCAACCGGAAGUUCAGCCGAAUAUCCCCAGGCCUUCUUGUCCUCAUAGUCAGUGAAUGCAGCGUUGUUGGCGCCGCUAGCUAUGGCUUUGCUGCGAUCACAGUAUUUGCCGGGCGGAAGGCUGUCGCGUCCAUGGUUGACAAGAUGGGGGUAAUACCUACGGUAAUUACAUGCUCCUUGAUCGGGCCGGGGUUGGUGCUGUCAAGGUGGUUGGCUUCCUUGGGCAACUUGGUGGUGUUGCCAGUUAGUGCACUGUACAGCACGUUCCUAAUCGGCCGCAGUCAACCUCUCACCUGGCCCCCAUCACCAGUAUGGGCCGUGGCUUUGAUGCCGAGCGUCCAAUUCGCUUACACGUUUCUCUACUACGAGCUCUUUGGCAAGCUGGAAAAGCGGCUCAACCGAGCCCUCCGUGGCAGGCCCAUGGAUGAAGAGCCGCCGAACGAGGCACAGCAGCAACAGCAACCACCACCUAUCCAAGCUGUCGCAGCUAAUGGCCAGCAGCAACAACGGCAACCUGGCGAACAACAACAACCACCACCACAAAACGGAGCAGGAAACAACAACAACAACAACAACAACAACAACAACAACAACAACAACAACAACCAAAGAGAAGGCGAAAACGGAGAAGAAGGCAUGUGGGACGCGGUAAUCAAUCUCGGCCGCGCGGUGGUGGGCCUCUUUGGGGAUGACGACGACCAAGCAGAUGCUGAUCUUGAUGACGACGAUGUAAUGGGCAGAGCCGAUGAAAUCGUCUUUGAGGUGCAGCUCAAUCUCGGAGAUGACGGGCAUGACCAUGAUCAUGAUCAUCACCACCACCAUCACAACGAUGACGAUCAAGAUGAAAUGGGGAAUAUUCAUAUGGAUGUGGCUGUUCCUGCUGGGCUUCCUGCACCUCCGCCGGCAGCGGCACAACAACCGGCUCCUCCGCCACAGAACAACAACGGCCGCAACCUCCGCAACCACCGCAACCGCGACAACAACGAAGUUGCCCGUCCACCACCCGGUCCGAACGGGGAGGGGGAAACGAAUUUCUUGUCGCUGUUUAUUAAUUCGAUAGUCUCGUCGCUUCUCAUGCCGGUGAUUUCGUUUGGCAUGGGGGAGGCGAUUCGGUUCUUGGCGCCCAAGUCGUGGGUUACGAGGUCGAUCUUUCAAAGGGAUUCAAUCUGGUCGUCGAUUUGGGGUGGUGGUGGGAGGAGGAGGACUAUUCCUGUUGCUGCUGGGACUGGCGGGGUGUUUGCGCCUAGUAUACUGCAGCAUCAGUGGGGGAGGAGUUUGGUCGGGGGGUGUUUGUAUGUGGUGCUGAGGGACGCCUGGACGCUGUAUGUCAAGUGGAGGAGGGUGCAGGUGAAGCAGAAUAGGAGGGUGAAGAAUGUGGAGAGACGGGCGGCGGGGAAGGAUAACUAG
Molecule: messenger RNA, 1734 nt
Organism: Podospora anserina S mat+
Lineage: Eukaryota; Fungi; Ascomycota; Sordariomycetes; Sordariales; Podosporaceae
Exons: 2
Coding region: 1-1734 (577 amino acids)
Molecular function (GO): zinc ion binding
Source: RefSeq, a predicted model, not a curated record